Molecule: messenger RNA, 867 nt
Organism: Cooperia oncophora
Lineage: Eukaryota; Metazoa; Nematoda; Chromadorea; Rhabditida; Trichostrongylidae
Source: the annotation of a GenBank genome assembly
GUAUGCGUAUACAAUGACGGAAGUAGUGACUCAACCGUUGCCCAUGUCGAACAAUUCAUUCCAGCAUUCGCGGCGCGAGGUGUAGAGCUCAAAAUCAAGAGUGGACUGGAAAGUAGAGGAGUCGGUUAUGCGAAGAAUCGUGCAGUAGAAAUGGGUACUGGUAAAUUCAUUUGCUUUUGCGACGCUGAUGAUCUGUCAGAACCCUCGCGUAUCCAAUCGCAGUACGAUCUGGCAUCUUCCUGUGCUAAUUCCUUAGUCUUUAUUGGGAGCAAAUUUCGGCGAAUACCGGAAGGAUCAACCGAUCGAUACACCAACUGGGCCAAUGGUUUAUCUGCCGAUCAGUUGACAUCACAGGUUUUCACAUCUCAUGGACCCACACUUAUCGCUCCGACUUGGUUUAUUUCUCGUGAGCUCUACAGACGUUUGAACGGGUUCCGAGAGGACGUUCGCCUUGGAUACCCGGAAGACCUCGAGUUCUUCUAUAGAGCGCUCGACUUAGAGAACGUUGCUUUUUUGAAGGUUGAUCGGGUCCUGGUAACUUAUCGAUAUCAUGACGGUUGUGCGUCUUUCGGUGUGCCUGAGCUUGCUAUUUGGAAGAUGCGUAUUGAUCGCUUCUGUGAUAAGAUCCUCCCAAACUGGAAAACGUUCACCAUCUGGAAUGCUGGUAAACAGGGGAAACGAUUUUUCAAAUCGUUGCCAGAGGAAUGCAAAGAACGUGUUGUGGCUUUCUGCGAUGUUGAUGAUAGAAAAAUAAAUCGGGGAGUGUUUGAGGAAUACGACGACGUUGCUCGAGUUGUGCGAUGGAAGGUGCCGAUCGUGCAUAGGAAUCGUGAGGAGUGUGAUACCAACCAUUUUGCAUCAGGAUAA